Colletotrichum acutatum is the source of this 616-nucleotide messenger RNA. RefSeq lists its product as uncharacterized. The record is from RefSeq and is a predicted model, not a curated record. The coding region runs from base 62 to 616 and encodes 184 amino acids. The transcript is spliced from 4 exons. Lineage: Eukaryota; Fungi; Ascomycota; Sordariomycetes; Glomerellales; Glomerellaceae.
UUCCUUACAACAACAAACUUACACACGUUCGCUUCCAACAACAAACAAAACUCCAUCCAAGAUGAAGAGCUUCACCACCCUCGUUCUCGCGGCCACCGCCGUCUCCGCCGCCGCCGUCAGCAAGCCCCUUGUGCAGCGCAACACCGGCUCCGACCUCAACAUCAAAAUUGGCAACGACAUUGUCAACUCUGCCGCCUACGAGAAGUUCCUCAACACCGAGGUCCUGGCCCCCAAGAAGCUCCAGACCCGCCAGGACGGCGAGCCCGACCCCAACCGCAACGAGACCAACCCCGAGACCAUCUUUGUGCUUCAGUGCACCGAUGCUGGUUUCCGCGGGGACUGCCUCGUCUUCGGUGCCAGCCCCGGUGACUGUGUCUCCUACUUCAACUUCCAGGCCGCCAACUCCACCGUGAUCAGCGACCGCUUCAACGACCAGGUCUCUUCCCUCUCCACCAACACCGGUGGCAAGUGCCAGUUCUACAAGUACAAGGGCUGCAACAACAAGGGCGAUGACCGUGGCCUGACCUCUUCUUACAACUACAACCUGGCCGUCGCUCUUCCCGACGACCCUCGCACCGUCGAGUACGAGAACCAGAUCACCUCCUGGAGAUGCUAA